Molecule: messenger RNA, 2640 nt
Organism: Trypanosoma theileri
Lineage: Eukaryota; Euglenozoa; Kinetoplastea; Trypanosomatida; Trypanosomatidae
Product: putative phosphoribosylpyrophosphate synthetase
Exons: 1
Coding region: 1-2640 (879 amino acids)
Source: RefSeq, a predicted model, not a curated record
AUGUCCCAAACGAUGAGUGUCAGCGUUAGAGUUCCAGGAAAUACUACAGAACUGGUACUAGAUGCGGAAACCAUUGUUGUGGCACAACUUAAUGCGCUAUUUCGUAAAUCAGGUCUCCACCGUUCUACAGCAUCUACACAAUUACAUAUCAUGCCUGAGGCAGUUUAUGUUCUCACUCAAGAUGAUGUUGCUGUAAUUUCUCAUCAUGCCAAACCUCUUGUAACGUGUAAAGGUAUACAGUGUGAUUUCAGUGCACUUUGUGGGGUGCUUUGGGGUCAUGCGAAGGAUGCGGAAAAUAUCUUUGACAAAUAUUUACAGCAAGGCACACAUGUAGAAGAAAGUCAUCGUGAAACAGGAAUUCGUCAUUUACUUCCUUAUGUGAUUACCGUAGCACAAGUAUUUCACACACUACGACAUAUUGAAGAGCCAUUUGCACGUCAAGAAGUACGUGACGCUGUGAAUAUUGUUCAAAAAGAUGUGGAAAUGGUGGUACGAAUGUCAAUGAAACUUGCUCGAAUACUAGAUAACAAUCUUAAACAUCUUCGUCGUAGUGAUAAAAGAUGUUUAUGUGCAGCAGAACUUGCCCUUGGUGCAGCAGAAUUAUUUGCUGCUACUAUUUCUAUGCGAAAUAUGGUUGAUAUAAGUGCAGUACUUUCUUUUUUUAACUCUGAUAUAGCAUGGCGUCUUAGUGGAGUGGGUAUUAUUUCAACAGAAGGUUAUUGUGAUUCUAUUCGUCGUCUUAUUUGUUCUAUUUUCGCAAGACAACGUGAUUUUACUGGCGUUGAACAAGUCGCUGUACAUUUGCUUAUUCAUCGAUUAGCAGAUAGACCACCUUUUGAAUGGAAAACUUUUCAAUACUUAUUUUAUUCCCCUGGAAAGAAAUCAUCAUCUACAGAAGUGUUAACCCCACAAUAUGGUGUACUUUCUAUUAUGAGUACUGUACAAACGAAUUUGGAAGCUUUAUUACUUGCUAAUGAACUUUGGACUAAAUCACUAAGACGAGAGUGUGGACGUGAACUUCGUGAAAUGAAUGAAAAGAAAAAGAUGCUCUCUUUUUAUCAAGUUCCUAUUCUCGGUAUUCUACAAGGAAUGCCAAGGGUAGAUCUUUGUGAUGAUGCUCAACUCCAUCGACGAGCUACUGUAACACAGUUAUGUACUGAUGAUAAUCUCUUUAAACCAAAUUUUCUUCGAAUUCUUCUUGCCCAUGGCUAUACCGUUCCACAUGAUAAUCACACUCCUUUAAAUAAUACAUCUGUUCUUGCACUUUUUCGUGCUAUUUCUGAAGAACUCUUUCAAAUUUCACUUAUUAAAUCUGAAAAGAUAAAGGAAUUGACAGACAUACAAUUAAAACCGCCUCUAUUAAUAUCAAGAGUUGUUCAGAUUGUUGUUAAUGCCGCUUCUUCUGAUGCAAAAACGGCUCAAGAAAUAUUAAAUGAAAUUCACAACAUUGCACAUGUGAUUUAUGAUAUAAAUGUUACACAGUGCGCAACUCUUAUCUCUCCAAAGAAAAUACCUGAACCUCUACGACGCUUAUCCGUAUCGAUAGUAGGUUUACUAUUUAAUUUUUUUCAACAAGAUGAAUUUAUUUCUAAUACCAAUCAUCGUAUGGCACUAGAAUCUCUAACAAAAUUGUAUGCUAUUCGAACCUUUUUUGUGACGGCUGAUGCUAAUAUUACAGUGGAAGAGAACAAGAGAAUUUUACGACUUAUUUCAAAAAUGCAAAUGAGUCUUGUUGCUAUCACAAAAACUAUGACAGCUUCAGAGAUUAAUACAUUUUUUAAUGAUGUAAUUCUUCCAAGCAGUUCAGAAAAAGAAUUAAAGGUUAAGAAUCGUUUACACUAUGCACUGGUUGAAGCGUACCUUCGUGCUUUUGCUUUUUCAGGUGUGGCAUUGGCGAUGGAUGAGAGUAUUGUAUUACGGCAUUGGGUCAGUACAUCACUUCGUUGUAUGCAAAAUAAACUUAGUGCUGCUCUCGGUAUUGCCGCGUUGGAUUUUUUCACAGCUGUAUUUUUAUCUAAAAGAGCUAUAGCGCCUCUCUUUGUUCCAACCUAUGUGGCUGUACUUAUACCAAUAUCUAGUUCUUCACGAUAUGGUGAACCACCACUCUUUUUGGUUCGUCACUUCGCAAAGACGGUGCGUUCUGUUUGUCAAGCACUUGAGGAGUGUAAUGAACAGUCGUUGGAACGUAUUUUGAAGAAUCCAAAGUCGUCUGUUAAGAAAUUACUUUCUGAAAUGUACAGUGGUUCAGAUCAUGCAAUUCCUUCAAUGGAUAAUGCACGACCUAUUAGCUGUUUAUUACUUAUUGUAUCCACUUUAUUUGAUAAAGCAUGUCUUCUUCUUGGAUAUACGGAAGCUGUAUCUUCAAGACAAGAUCGUUUAUUUAGAUUUCAAGCUUACUUUUCAGCACUCAUUAAUUUAUUAAGAUGUCAUAAUAGUACUGUCCUUCAUCGUGUUUGCGCGUCUGUGGAGGCUAUCAUACUUGAGCAUUUACAUGGAGUGCCAAGUGUACAGGUGCAGUGGAUGAAGUACAUUUCAAGUACUGUGGAUACUGUGCAGGGAACGGCAAAGAAGGAAGUUGCCGAGUGGUAUCUUAAGCUUGCCGCUAAGGUCAAUCAUACCGUUCCACUCGCUCGACUUUAG